Paramecium primaurelia is the source of this 2203-nucleotide messenger RNA. The record is from the annotation of a GenBank genome assembly. NCBI's taxonomy places the organism in Eukaryota, Ciliophora, Oligohymenophorea, Peniculida, Parameciidae.
AUGAACGAUGAUGAGGGAUUUAUUUCUGAAGAAUCAGAUUAAAAUAAUUAUUAAUUAAAACUACCCAAAGACCUCUUUAUUGACACAUCCAUCAACAUCUAAAUACCCUUACAUAAUAUUGAAUACAAAUGUGUCUAUUUAAAACAUAAGUAAACUACCUCAUAUAAUUUCAAAUACCAUUUCAAUGGAUUACUAUUAGAUGAUCAUAAAAUAAUUAAAUCUUAACCUAUCAUAAAUAAUGGAAUGUUCAAUUCUAAUUUUGAAUCAGCCAAUCUUUAUGCUGCUUAUGAGAUAAAAGACAAUGAAUUUAAUUUAAUUUUAUAAGAUGAUACAAAUACAAUUGGUUAUUCAUAAUGGUUCUAUUUUGAAGUCAAUAACCUUUAAGGCCAAGUUCUCACUUUUCAUAUUAUCAAUUUAGUAAAUACUUAUAAACUUAUAUAGAUUAAAGAAUAUAAAUCAUUAAAAUAUGGCUUAUCUGUCAUGAUAAAGGAUGGAUCUAAAUGGGAAGUUUUGGAAACUAAUGUUAAAUUAAAAUCUUCAUAAUACUAUAAAUUAAAAGUAAAAUUGUUAAUCAAUUUUAGUAUCCCACACAUAUGUGUAAAUUAUAUUAACUAACAAUCAUCAUACCAUCAAAAUAUAGAAAGUUCAAAUUGUCUCUUAAUUAUCCUUAUACAAAUACAGAUCUAUAUACUUUCCUUAAAAAUGAUUAUUAAAUCCUUACUACUUCACUUUCAGGUUUAAAUGUUCCAAUUCUUAGAUAUGGAUCACCAAAUAAUGAUGUUAUAGUUAUAAUUGCUCGUUAACAUCCUGGAGAAACAGUAUCAUCAUUUGUUUGUUAAGGUUUUUUGAGUUCUCUUGAAAAAGAUGAGAUAUUAACUCAAAAAUUUCACUUUAUUAUUAUUCCACUCUUUAAUCCAGAUGGAGUAGAUUGUGGAAAUUUUAGAUGUGAUUUAAGUGGUAAAGAUUUAAAUAGAUAAUGGCAUAAACCAAAUCCAUAAUUACAUUUUUAAAUAAUUGAAACUAAAAAUCUAUUGAAAAAUAUCAUUCAAACAAGAAAUAUAGUUUGCUUUAUAGAUUUACAUGGACAUUCAAAAAAGUAUAAUUAAUAAUAAUUCAAUUUAGAUUAAAUUCAUUUAUGUAUGCUUGUAGAGGAGAUUAAGAUGCAGUAUAAUGUAGAAUAUUACCAUAUUUAUUCAAAACAACAAGUAAAUUCUUUGAUUUUAAUUCCUGUACAUUCUCCCUUGAACCAUGCAAGAUGAAAACUGCUAGAGCAUUUGUUUUUAAAUUAGUUAAGAAAUAUUUUCCAAAUGAAAUACAUGAUAUAUUUACUUUAGAAACUAGUUUUUUUGGAUAUAAUGAAUUUUAUUAAAUCAAAUAAUUCACUUAAUAAGAUCUCUUAUAAAUAGGGUAGGAUCUAUAUAAAAGUUUAGUACUUUAUUAUACAAAUAUUACUUUAAAAUAAUAGAUAGCAAAUGAAUUAGAAAAGAAUCGACAAUAAUAUCAUAAUCAAGAUCUUUAUAAUACAGAAGAUUAAAGUGAUUCAGAUCCUGAAAAUGGUAUGAUUAUAUAAAAAUAAAUCAAAUAAAAGAAGAGGUUUGAAAAGAAGGUUUCUAUUAAAAAGGAAAUUAGUUUUAUUAAAAAAUUGUAAUAACCUUAAUUAACUUCAUUUAAUAAUCAUAAUUAUGAGAAUAUUCGUUAUUUUUCUAUGCCUAAAAGUAAGAUAGAAAAGAGACAAAUGAAGAGUUCGAGUUUCCAUUAAUAAAUGAAUAUCACUUAAUCAUAAAUAAAAGAUCUUUCAGCUGAUAUUACUCCUACUAAUAAAUUUAAAUUAAAAACACAAUAAUCUAAUAAUAAUUAAGAAAUGGAAUAAAGUCAAAAUUAAAUUUUAAUACCUUCUUAAAAAAAAUAGAAUUUCUAAUUUUAAAAAACUAAUUUUGUACCUCCAAUUCAUAAUGGAUUAUCAAUAAAAGUUGUUCAUAAUAAAAUAAGGAAUGAAUAAAUUUAAUAAUAAUAAUAAAUGCCAUUUUAAUAAUAAAUACGAAUUAAUCAAUCAUUUUAAAGUACUUAAUAUAAUAGUCCAGAAAAUAAGAAUUUAGCAGUAAUAUCAAAAUCAAUAUAAAAAAAAGAUACUUGGGAUCCAAGAUUGAUAUUUGAAUUUACACAAAAAGUAAAAAGAAAGAAUACAUAAAAUAAAUUUAUUUGA